AACUAUUCCUCAUCUGUAGUCGAUUUAAGUAGUGGAUUUGCAUUGCUAUUAGCAUAAAAUUAAUAAGCAAAUCUUGUGUAUUCAUUCUUAGAGAAAAUGGUGCUUCAAGCUAUGAGACGUUCUGCAAAUCUUGCGCGUAGUCUACACCAAUUGAGCCAACGCAAUUGGGUGCAUUCACCGCUUAUCAAGAGAGGAUUGGCGUCUGAAGCUUAUCGUGUCGAAUCGGACACAUUUGGCGAACUCAAAGUUCCAGCUGACAAGUAUUAUGGUGCCCAGACAAUGCGUUCUAAGUUGAAUUUUCCGAUUGGCGGAUCUUCUGAGCGCAUGCCGCAACCGGUUAUUCAAGCGAUGGGAAUUUUAAAAAAAGCUGCUGCUGAGGUUAACAAGGAGUUUGGUCUUGACGCCAAGGUCAGUGACGCUAUUUCGAAAGCUGCUGACGAUGUCAUAUCCGGUAAAUUGUAUGAAGAUCAUUUUCCCUUGGUGAUUUGGCAAACAGGUUCAGGCACACAAACUAAUAUGAACGUCAAUGAGGUGAUCAGCAACCGUGCCAUUGAAUUGCUGGGUGGUGAAUUGGGUUCAAAGAGCCCUGUCCAUCCUAAUGAUCAUGUGAAUAAAUCGCAGAGCUCUAAUGACACAUUCCCUACAGCUAUUCAUAUUUCGGUUGCAUUGGAACUCAACAAUAACCUUAAACCUGCCAUAAAAAUUUUGCAUGACGCUCUUAAAGCGAAAUCUGAAGAAUUCAAGGAUAUCAUCAAAAUCGGACGUACACAUACUAUGGAUGCAGUGCCACUGACGUUGGGUCAAGAGUUUAGCGCUUAUGCUCAGCAAAUGGCAUAUGCACUCGAUCGCAUCGAUGCCGCUCUGCCGCGCGUUUAUGAAUUGGCUUUGGGCGGUACAGCUGUUGGCACUGGCCUUAACACCCGUAUUGGCUUUGCGGAAAAAUGUGCCGCACGCAUUGCUCAACUUACUAAACUGCCUUUUGUAUCAGCGCCAAACAAGUUUGAAGCCUUGGCAGCACGUGAUGCAAUGGUGGAAGUACAUGGUGUUUUAAAUACAAUCGCCGUUAGCUUAAUGAAAAUUGGAAACGAUAUUCGUUUCCUCGGUUCGGGUCCACGUUGCGGCUUGGGUGAACUGAUGCUGCCAGAAAAUGAGCCAGGCAGUUCGAUUAUGCCAGGUAAAGUGAAUCCAACUCAAUGCGAAUCACUAACUAUGUUAGCAGCGCAAGUUAUGGGCAAUCAUGUUGCGGUAACUGUAGGCGGCGCCAAUGGACAUUUCGAAUUGAAUGUUUUCAAACCUUUAAUCGUCUCGAACGUUCUACGUUCUAUUCGUUUGCUAUCUGAUGGCUCACGCACAUUCACCUCCAAUUGUGUCAAUGGAAUACAGGCGAAUCGCGAUCGUAUUGGAAAGAUCAUGGCUGAAUCCUUGAUGUUAGUGACUGCAUUGAAUCCCCACAUCGGUUACGAUAAAGCUGCCAAGAUUGCUAAGACUGCCCAUAAGAAUGGCACCACUUUGAAGGAGGAAGCCAUCAACUUGGGCUACCUAACUGCCGAACAAUUUGAGCAAUGGGUUAAACCAUCGGAAAUGUUGGGUCCAAAAUAAUUAUUGAGACUUAUUUUUAUAUUAAAUAUUUAUAUAAAGCGAAUUGAAAUCUAACGAUACUCUAAAAUGAUAGUCAUGAUGUGAAACACUAUUUAAAUCUGAACGAAUGAAAUACACAAGAUUGCUGGUACUUAUCUAGUAUAAGGCGAAACUGGCAGAAGUUA
This is a messenger RNA of Bactrocera neohumeralis, 1763 nucleotides long. RefSeq names its product fumarate hydratase, mitochondrial-like. The record is from RefSeq and is a predicted model, not a curated record. Gene Ontology annotation, cellular component: tricarboxylic acid cycle heteromeric enzyme complex; mitochondrion. Lineage: Eukaryota; Metazoa; Arthropoda; Insecta; Diptera; Tephritidae. Gene Ontology annotation, molecular function: fumarate hydratase activity. The transcript has 5 exons. The coding region runs from base 97 to 1599 and encodes 500 amino acids. Gene Ontology annotation, biological process: fumarate metabolic process; tricarboxylic acid cycle; malate metabolic process.